AUGAAGGACGUGUCUCAUUAUGGCCCUGCACUAUGUACUAAAUUUUACAAUAAUUAUGUUCUAGCUGGUUAUGGGCCUUUCAUCCAUGUCUAUGACUAUCAUUCAGAUACAUUGGUUAAUAAAUGUAGGCUAUUUCACUACAAUAAAGUCCAUGGAAUAAACGUUUCUAGUGAAGGGAAAAUUCUGGCCUAUGGUGCAAGAUCAGUAACAAUAGUGAAACUUGAAGACAUUUUAAAGAAAGAAUCUUUAGUGGAUUUCGAAAGAAUUAACUCAGAUUGGGUUACCGGCGCUACAUUCAGCUUUGACAAUUCACAAAUAUAUUUGUUAACAUGCUACAACAAAGUACUGAUUUGUGAUUUAAAUUGUGAAGUACUUUUGAGGAAAUCACUUGGUGGAGAAAGAUCUAUUCUAUAUUCCGGUAUAAUUAAAGUUUUCGGCCCGCAUAAGGUAUAUGUUAACGCUGGUACCGUAAUGGGCGGCGUUAUCAUUUGGGACCUGUUUUCGGAGACAAAAAUCCACAACUUAUUGGGUCAUGAAGGUUCUAUCUUUUAUGUUAAUUUAAGCAAUAACGGAAAGUAUGUGGCCAGUUGUUCUGACGAUAGAUCAAUUAGGUUAUGGGAUCUACAAACCGGCAAACAAUUGUCUAUCGGGUGGAGCCAUACGGCAAGAAUUUGGAAUUUAAUGUUUUUUGAUAAUGAUUCUAAAUUAAUAAGUGUUUCUGAAGACUGUACGUGCCGUAUAUGGAACAUUUCCGAGUUAGGGGAAAAUAUUACCGAAUUAUCCAUAUCUAGUGUUUAUGAAGUACAUUUGAUCAAGAGUAUAUGGGGCGUUGAUGUGAAAGAGGACGAAAUGAUUGCCGUGACCUCCGGGAAUGAUGGUAGAUUGAAGCUGAUUGAUCUUCAUCAACUGAAAAGACAUGGUGACGAAGAAGUAUCUUUCAGCCUAGAAGAUAUCGCUGAACAAUGUGGCGUCGUUUUCGAGAAAAAUGAAAGUAUUAAGGGGUUUCAAUGGUUUUCAUUUGGUUUAGUGGCUAUCACUUCACUUGGUAAAAUUCUGCAAUUCAGUGACGUUACGAAACAAUGGAAAGUAUUGCUAACCGAUGAAAAAUUCAUCUCGUAUCCAAUUACAAAUGGGAUCCAAACCCAAAAUAUCGCUGUCUUUUCCAAUAAUAAGAGCGAUAUUCUCCUGAUCAAAUUUAGUAAAGAUGGGGCUGACAUACUUCAGACCGAAGAAUUCCAUUUAGAUGAACUUUCCAAGACGAAUAACUGCCUCGUGACCGAAUACAAUGAUGAUUUGUUCUUGCUGACUUUACAAUCUCCAAACCCCCACGAAAAGUUUUUAUGUCUAGAAAUAAGUUUUCAAAACCUAAAAAUCAAAACCAAACACUGCUUCAAUAAACCUGAUAAUUUUUCUUCCUCAUGUUUGACCUUCUUUCAAAAUCAUAUUUUGGUCGGCUCACGUUUUAGUACGAUAGUAAUCUACAACUUACUUGAUGAUAACGAAGAGCCUUUAAUAAUUAGAAGAUUAAGUCCCGGAGACACUACCACCUCGAUUGAAUUCGUGGAAAGUAAAGGCAAUUCUGCUGUCUUCUCCGUAACGAAUAGAGAUGGCUAUUAUGUCUUUAUUGAAUUGACGAAAUACAAUCUAAAAGAGAGCCCCUGCCAAAUUUCUUACAAGGUCUUGCAUUCUAAUAAGAUGAUGAAAGGUUUUUUGGAGGGCGCCUUCUUCAAUUCAAAGGGUGAAUAUAUUACUUAUGGGUUCAAGUCUAGCUUAUUUUACGUUUACAAUGAAACCAACUGUUAUGAAUUAGCUAGUGAAGUAUGUGGCGGUUCUCAUCGUCUGUGGAAUUUCGGUAAAAUUACCGACGGCCACAUAUUAAUGUAUAUCAAGGCAUCCCGGUUCCAUCUUAGGAAAAUUUACAACUCGAUUGUCCCUGAAACUUUAGAAAACGGUAUCCAUGGAAGAGAAAUUAGAGACAUUUCGAUUUGUCCGACUUCUAGCACCAAAAUGAAUGACAAUUUCAAGAAUGGUCAUAUUUUUUGUACCGCAUCUGAAGAUACUACAAUCAAGCUGGGAUAUUUCAAUAGUAGGACAGGGAAAGUGCAGAAUUUCUGGACCCAGAGAAAACAUGUGUCUGGGUUACAACGUUGCCUAUUUAUCAAUCACAAACUAAUGAUAUCUUCUUCAGCUAGAGAGGAGUUAUUCUUGUGGGAAUUGAACGAUAAGUACAAUAAGCGACCAUAUCUGACUAUACGACAAACUUUGCCUGUAUCCACAAAUAACCCCGAUCUAAGAAUUAUGGAUUUUGAUGUCAAAUUUGUAUCACAGUCUGGUGACUUCCUAUUGGUUACUGUUUAUUCAGAUUCAACAAUAAAGGUUUGGUAUUAUAAGGAAAAUCAAAAUAAGUUUGAACUGAUUAUGCAAGGUCGUUAUAAGACGUGCUGCUUGUUCAACGUCGUAUUUAUUGCAUUGAAAGAACAACUUCUUGUUGUCGUUUCACCAACUGAUGGGUAUUUAGUGGUUUAUAACAUAACGGAGUACGUACCAUUUUCCGUUGAUCCGGCUUCUGGCGAUUUGGUAGACAACGGAUUAAACGCUACUAUUUCAAAUCUUCCCGCACCUGUAUCACUGUUACAAGUUCAUCAGUCUGGUAUCAAAUCCUUAGACUAUGUUGUAGAUGCAACAAAAACUUCAGCAACAAUUUUGACUGGUGGUGAUGAUAAUGGCUUAGCGUUGAGUAACCUGAAAUUAGAUGACGCAAAUACAGCAAUGUUAAAGACAAGUGAUUUUGUCGCUGCAGCUGCUUCUUCGACAAUAACAUCCGGUAUGUUGGUUAAUGGUGGUAAAGAAGCCAUUACCACAUCGGUUGAUCAAGUAAUACGCGCUUGGAAAAUUACCGCAGGCAAGCUUUCAUUGGCGGAUAAGAAGCGUACCACUGUGGCUGACACAGGGUCAUUGGAUAUCAUAUCUAAUGAUGAAGAUGCUGAUUCUGAGAAAACGCUACUGAUUGGAGGUGUCGGUUUAUCAAUUUGGAGAAAAUGA
Messenger RNA from Saccharomyces paradoxus, 3042 nucleotides. RefSeq names its product tRNA (34-2'-O)-methyltransferase regulator RTT10 (gene RTT10). The record is from RefSeq and is a predicted model, not a curated record. The transcript has a single exon. NCBI's taxonomy places the organism in Eukaryota, Fungi, Ascomycota, Saccharomycetes, Saccharomycetales, Saccharomycetaceae. The coding region runs from base 1 to 3042 and encodes 1013 amino acids. Gene Ontology annotation, biological process: tRNA methylation. Gene Ontology annotation, cellular component: cytoplasm. Gene Ontology annotation, molecular function: protein binding.